AUGCAUUCACACUCCCAAUCGCAGGCAUCGCUUAGUGCCUGGAGGCCCGGCCCGACCGACAACCCGGCCACCUCCGUCGACGAGCACCUGGACGAGGCCGCCGACAAGUACACGAAUCUGCGCAACAAUGGUCACUCACACUCACACUCACACUCGCACUCGCACUCGCACGUCCACCAUGCUAGCACCGAAUCACAUGCCGCCAGUCGCUCCUCUGGUCUCGCCAAAGACCGCCCGCGGCCCGCCUCCCUCGACGUCAUGCAAGGCUGGACGCACGAGAAGACGACCAGCGGCAAGAGCAUCAUAGCCCACGAUGGUGAAAUUACGGCUGCGACACCCUACUCGCCGCCACGACAGAUGCACAACACCCUGCACAGCCUAUCAUACGACGCCAAUGCCGAACGGUCCAUGUUUACCGCCGCUCUGCUGCCAUAUACCGCCAGGUUUCCCAUUAUACACGCCAUCAUGACGGAAAAGGACUCGAGGAGAAUUUUCUACUUCAUGAUACUCAAUUUCAACUUCAUGGCCGUUCAAGCUUUUUACGGCUAUCUUACCGACUCGCUUGGUCUUCUGAGCGACAGCAUCCACAUGUUCUUCGAUUGCGUUGCGCUCCUCGUUGGUCUCUUGGCUGCAGUCAUGAGCAAAUGGCCCCCAAGCCAAAGAUUUCCCUACGGCUUCGGCAAGAUCGAAACCCUCAGUGGAUUUGCCAACGGAAUUCUACUCAUGCUUUUGAGUUUAGAAAUUGCCUUUGAGGCCUUUGAGCGACUUUGGGAGGGCACCAAGACAAAACGACUCGGCGAGCUCUUCAUUGUCAGCUCUCUAGGUCUGGCCAUCAACCUCGUUGGCAUGAUGGCUUUCGGCCACCACCACCAUCAUGGUCACGGCCACGGUCACUCACACUCCCAUUCACACGCCCAAGACCAUGGACACGGCCACGGUCAUGAUCACGGCCAUUCGCACUCGCACGACUUGGCCGAGGGCAAACCCAGUGGCGGAAAUGACGCUCAUGACAACGAAAAUAUGCGCGGCAUUUAUCUGCACAUUAUGGCUGAUACUUUAGGUAGUGUUUCGGUCAUUAUAUCUACAGUGCUGACCAGUUUUUGGGGUUGGUCUGGUUGGGAUCCCCUUGCUUCAUGUUUCAUCGCGAUUCUCAUCUUUCUCUCUUCGCAACCGCUCGUAAUUUCUUCGGGGAGGCGUCUGCUGCUCAGCGUCCCAGAAGAUACCGAAUACAACCUCCGCAACGUCCUCGGCGGCAUUCUCCAGCAGCGCGGUGUCGUGGGCUACUCGGCGCCCAAAUUCUGGAAAGACGAUAGAUCAUGGGGUGACGACGGCGACAAGCUCGUCGGCGUGGUCCACGUCACUGUCGGGUUUGGCUACGCGUUUGACGAGGUCCGUGACCGCGUGCGCCAGUACCUACUCAAGGAAGGCAUCGACGCCGUCGUGCAGGUCGAGAGGGAGGGGGACAACUCGUGCUGGUGCUCACGCGAGCGCGCGCUGACGCAACCACACACGCCCAAGUCGUUUUAG
This is a messenger RNA of Cordyceps militaris CM01, 1527 nucleotides long. RefSeq names its product cation efflux protein/zinc transporter. Bases 1 to 1527 code for a protein of 508 amino acids. The transcript has 3 exons. Gene Ontology annotation, biological process: transmembrane transport; intracellular zinc ion homeostasis; zinc ion transport. Lineage: Eukaryota; Fungi; Ascomycota; Sordariomycetes; Hypocreales; Cordycipitaceae. Gene Ontology annotation, molecular function: zinc ion transmembrane transporter activity. The record is from RefSeq and is a predicted model, not a curated record. Gene Ontology annotation, cellular component: membrane; Golgi apparatus.